Molecule: messenger RNA, 1575 nt
Organism: Hydra vulgaris (swiftwater hydra)
Lineage: Eukaryota; Metazoa; Cnidaria; Hydrozoa; Anthoathecata; Hydridae
Source: RefSeq, a predicted model, not a curated record
AUGAACGAAAAAUUUAUUAGUUCUACUACAAGAAUCUUCAACACUGUUUACAGUCUAGCGAAAAGAAAUCGUCCGUUUUCAGACAUAGAAAGUGUAAUAGAGCUUCAAUUAAAAAACGGGUUGGACAUGGGAACCGGACUUCAUUCUCGACAUAGUGCAACUUCCACCAUUUCCAGUAAAUCAACGCUUAUAGUUUUCAUCAAAGUAGAAUCUUCUACAGUAGCAUCUUCUGAAAUAACCCCAAUAAUAUUCGUAGAUAUUGUGGAACUUGACGCACAAGAUGCGAAUACUAUUUUUCAAAGUUUGUUGGGUGUAUUACUUGCUGUUGGAUUUGAUACAAAUUAUUUAAAAAUGAAUUUAAUAGGAUUCUGUUCUGACGGUGCUAGCGUAAUGCUCGGUUGUAAAUCUGGAGUCAGCGUACGAAUAAAAGAGAUGUUUCCAAAUGUUAUUAUUUGGCACUGUCUCAAUCACCACCUACAACUUGUUUUAGAUGAUUCCAUAAAAGAUAUCAAACAGGUUAAUCAUUUUAAAGUUUUCAUGGACAAAAUAUAUUGUAUUUUUCAUCAAUCUAAUAAAAACCAAAACAAACUGAAUGAUAUUUCCCAGGAGCUUAGUUUGGAUAUAAUUAAGAUUGGAAGAGUGUUAGGACCAAGAUGGGCUGCGUGCAGUCUAAGAUCUGCACUUGCUGUAUGGCGGAGCUACCCUGCUUUGUAUACGUUGUUCUCUUUUAAUCAAAAAAUGUCUGGAAUGGCAAAACGACUACAAAACAAAUGUUUUCUAGUAGAUUUAGCUCUAAUGAUUGACAUCCUACAGGAGUGCUCUCUGCUAUCUAAUGCCCUUCAAGCUAGAAAUAUAAAUAUUGCCAGGGGAGAUCAACUGAUUAGAAGAAUAAUUAACGCUUUUCAAAUGCUCAAAGAUCGUCGCGGUCAUUACGAAAAAAAAGUGGAUGAAGUUAUAAACUCUGAAGCAUUCAAAAACAUUAUCUUCGUCAAAAACAGAAUUUAUGGAAAUCUUCCCAGAGAUUCCCUUAUUGUCAGCAUCAUAAAAAAUAUGAAAUUAAGAUUGAUGGAUUGUUCUCAACUCGGAUCGAAUACCAAUUUGCUAGAGCCGAGCACAUGGAAAAUUGAAGAUAUUGUAGUUCUGUGGAUAGAGGCCGAAAAUAAUUUUGAUAAAUUUCAAAAAUUUUUUAAUUUUGAUAUCGAUAAGAAUGAUUUCCGUGAUUAUGUAGAAAAUGUAACAAACAAUGGCCAUCUACAAAUUAGUAAAAUUGCAGAAAACAUUCAAAAAGCGAAAAAUAUGAUUAAUACGGUUGCCGUUGGCAGUGCUGAAGCAGAACGAGGAUUUUCAUUGAUGAACAUCAUAAUUACUGAUAUAAGAGCCAGAUUAACAGUGCAGACAGUAUCAAAUUUGAUGACAUUAAACUUAGUUGGUCGUCCAUUGGAAAAUUGGAACGCAGUUCCCUAUGUAAAAACUUGGUUGAGGAACCAUAACUCGGUAGAUGAUAUAAGGGUUAAAAAAUCUAAACCGAAAGAAUAUACUGAAAAUCAAAUAGCUAUUUGGAAAUAUUUUAAAUAA